Molecule: messenger RNA, 5025 nt
Organism: Saccoglossus kowalevskii
Lineage: Eukaryota; Metazoa; Hemichordata; Enteropneusta; Harrimaniidae
Product: C-terminal-binding protein 1-like
Biological process (GO): regulation of transcription by RNA polymerase II
Cellular component (GO): nucleus
Molecular function (GO): transcription coregulator binding; DNA-binding transcription factor binding; transcription corepressor activity
Source: RefSeq, a predicted model, not a curated record
AGUGCACGCUUUGCCACCAUUUUACCACGAAUAUUCUGCCAGGAUCUUCCACCACACAAAGACAAGAUAUGUAAUAUCGGCCGUUGUAGAUUUUAGAUGACUGUUACUGGAUCGUCUGGAACGAUAUUCUGAACAGUACCGACGACAAAUUUACACGUUAGAGUGUCUAGCGACGGUCAACUAUCGUGUGUGUAGUGUUAGCUGUGUCUUUUGUUUGCUCAAUUCAAGAUAGGUCUGUUAUAACGUCAUGCCUACAACAUGUGGGUUUCCUAAUUGCAAGUUUCGUUCACGUUACAAGGGAUCUGACGACCCACGCCAUUUUUAUCGUGUGCCUAAGAAACCCGCUAUAUUACGUGAGAGGUGGUUAGAAGCUAUUGGAAGGACUGAAGAAACCAUUGUUGGUCAGGGGCCCUGCUGAACUGCUAUUGACAGACAGCGUCCGUGACAAGAGUCCUGAUACACAGCCGAGUUUUAUUAAGUUACGUGUUUGUAGUUGUCAUUUUGUUGGUGGAGAAAAAAGAGAAGGUGACGUACCUGUACCUGAUCCUGAAUUUGAUCCGCCAAUAACGAUAGACAUUUCCUCAGUUAAGCCUAACUCCCCUAUGGACAAAUCCCAAAACAGGAGAAAUAAAAGGCCAAGAAUGUCCGUCGACAGAAUUGUAGAAAAUAUUCGCCACCCUGCUGUAGGUGUUAACAACCCAAUCCAUCCACGCCCAUUGAUAGCACUAUUGGAUGGAAGGGAUUGUAGUGUUGAGAUGCCCAUCCUCAAGGAUGUUGCCACGGUUGCGUUUUGUGAUGCGCAAUCCACGCAAGAAAUACAUGAAAAGGUUCUUAAUGAAGCGGUUGGAGCACUGCUCUACCAUACUAUUACAUUAACCAGAGAAGACUUAGAAAAAUUUAAAGCCUUGCGUAUCAUUGUUCGUAUUGGCGUCGGCUAUGAUAAUAUUGAUAUAAAGGCUGCCGGUGAUAUGGGUAUUGCAGUGUGUAACGUACCUGGGUACUGCGUUGAAGAAGUUGCAGACUCCACAUUGUGUUUGAUUCUGAAUUUAUAUCGCCGCACACAUUGGCUAGCUGAAAUGGUGAAACAAGGAAAGAAAAUAGCCACUUCAGAAAACAUUCGUGAAGCCGCGCAUGGAGCAACUAGAAUUCGUGGUGAAACACUUGGAAUUAUUGGACUUGGUCGUACUGGCUCCGCCGUUGCAUUACGUGCCAAGGUGUUUGGUUUUAAUGUAAUUUUUUAUGAUCCAUAUCUACAAGAAGGUAUUGAGAGAUCUCUUGGACUCACUAGAGUCUACACACUGCAGGAUUUGUUGUUCCAAAGUGAUUGUGUCUCACUGCACUGUAAUCUGAAUGAACACAACCAUCACCUCAUCAAUGACUUCACUAUCAAACAAAUGCGACAGGGAGCUUUUCUUGUGAACACUGCACGUGGUGGUCUCAUCGAUGAGAGCGCCCUGGCAAAUGCCUUGAAAGAGGGACGAAUUCGUGCUGCUGCCUUGGAUGUACAUGAAAAUGAGCCGUUUAAUUUCAGCACUGGCCCACUAAAAGAUGCUCCGAAUCUAAUCUGUACCCCGCAUUCAGCUUUCUAUAGUGCCCAAAGCUCUGCUGAAUCACGUGAAAGUGCCGCUGGAGAGAUAAGACGUGCUAUUACAGGCCGGAUACCGGAAAAUCUGCGUAACUGUGUUAACAAGGAGUACCUAUUGGGUCAGUGGUCGGAGACGCCGCAUCCAGGUGAUAUGAAUGGUGGUAGUCGAUACCCUCCAUACAGCCACCAGGUUUUAAUACCCCCGACUCCGCCACAGACGGGGAAUCCAAUUGAAAACCAUGGUCCAGCCGCUUCAUUACCACCACAGAGUGGUCCUCAUAGUAUGAUUACUGAAACUGCCAAUCACGUACCACCAGCCCAGAAAGUGGAGGCUGAACAAUAACCCAGGCAUCUGGACUAUUUUCCCAACAACAACCAAACUGCAUUAUGAUUUUUGAGAGUAUCUGAACCAUUGCAUGGAAUGUUACAUCAAUAUAUCAUGCACUGCUCAUAUUUCAUUCAAGACUCGUUGUGUUAAUGACUUUUUUUUUGCAAACGAGGAAUUGUCGUAUUUGACAGUGUGGGCAAGUACACAGGUUGCUGGUAUCGUAGGAGGAGAACAGUUAAUUUGGACCUCGCCAGCGCCUACAGACCUUGCCCAAUGGCAGUUGUAUAUUGGUUUGAAAGCAAGCCAUGGUAGAAGGGUCAUAAAUCGCACAGCAAGCAGAUUACGCUUUUGCCCGUACUGGCCCGUGAAGUGACCAGUGGAAUUACCCAGGAGCUUUUUGUUGCUACAAGUUUUUAUGCAGACACAUUCAAUUUGUGCAUCUCUUUUUUUUCCCUAUGAUGCUUCCCGAUAAAGUAGUGUUUGUUUUUUGCAUGAGUGGUUAUGCAAAAAUAUGUUGUUGUUUUUUAGGGAAUACUCGUUAGAUUAUCAUUUGCAUCUGUUUUGCAUUUAUUAUUAUUGAGUACUAGAAUGUGUUUGUAUCUCCAACAAUUUCAAUAAUUCAACGUUAAUUUUUGUACUGCGGCCAUGUAAUAUUAUUAUUCUGUUAUUUCAAUCAUAGUUUCUUGAAAUAAUUGAUCCUUCAUGUAUUGGCAGAACAAUUUGGGUGAUUGCGUUUUUAAUUACACAUUGAUGAACGGACAACAGACCUGCCAGCCCAGUCUUGUGUCCGAAUCAACAAACUACCUCUUGUUGGUCUACUCUCCUCAUGGGUGAACGUGAAAUGAUUAAAAAAAAAGUUCAAUUUUCAAAAAAAAAAUUAACAAAAAUCAUGGCUGAAUCAUGUUGCUUCCAUUUUUAAAUCAUGUAGUUCGUUCAGCUGCAAAAAAAAGUUUCAAUCAUUUUGGCAAAAAAACAACACAGUGGCUUAAUUUCAGUGAAAGUCACUGGUGUGUUCAGUUUCAGAAAUGCGACCAAACCAAAGAUUUUUUUUUUGUACAAAAAAAAUUCAAUCUUCAACUUUGUUGCAACGUUGUCUUGUAUUGGUCCUGUUAAAAAAGAAGAAAGACAAGAUGUGUCCUUGUUUUCGGCUAAAUUUGUACACCUGUGUUAAUGUGAAGAAGUUCUAGCUAUCAGGUAUACUUGAAAAAGAAAUGUUAGUAGAAAGUAGAGCUGUUUAAAAAAAAGAUUUAAAAAAAAAAAGAAAAAAAAAAUUUCCUCCCUAAUUGAUAGAUUAUUGCAUUCCAUUAAUUGUUAUAUAGUAGAUGGGCAAAUGAUAGAUCUUUCCUAGGUGUUUUAUCAUAUCAUGUAUAACGUAUGUAGUAAUGCUAGUACUUGGUUUCUAUAUUGAAGGACAUAUAUACAUACACAGGUAGCUCUUGUGUAUGGCAAAUUUUAUAGUCUACACACGAAAGCAUGUAUUUUCAAGUAAAAAAAAAAGGUACAGUAGGACGAGUACUAAAAGGCUUUAUUUUUCGACUAAUGAGAAAUUCGAGGCCUUUUUGAUGAAUAUUUAGCGUAAGUAGGAUUCCUUCUCAGCGGACUUUUUACUGGAUUUAACUAUUGCGACCAAAGUCAGUUUUUCCCAAAGUUGGUGUUUUGUUUUGAUGAGAGUGGUAAUUAUUGGAUCCAAGCAGUUGUGCUGAAAUAAACAGAAAGAAAGCAAAUACUAAAAUUGAGGAAUGCAACAAUGGCGUAAUAAUUUUUCCAUUAUUGAGUGCUGUGUAGGUUUAUUUUUAAAAGAAGAAUUUAGGAGUGGUCUCGAAGAGCUGAUCGGGACCUCGCUGGAAAAUGAUGCUGUGUAUGCGUGAAAAGCUUCACUCUUAGUUUUCUCCAAAACUAUGACUGCGUCUUUCACUCUUAUCUACUUCCCACAUAUCACAAUGUUCCAUUUUAGAUAUACUAAAAUUUGUGUCCUUUUUAUCAAUCAAGUGCUUCUUGUCUAGUGUUCCAAAAUGUGGAGUUCAAAGGUCAUGUACACGUUUUGUUUGCGUUGCCAUUUCCUUUACGUCUUUCCAGUAUCUGGCCAGUUUCUAGUUCUAAUGUUCAUUCAAGUUCAUCUAAGUUUUAAUGUAAGGUUGAACACAAUUAAGAAUUAUCUAACUCUGCUGCUACUGCUGCUGCCAUUUUUUUCUCUAAUUUUGUUUUGUUGGGGUUUAUUGUAUACUAGUAGUUGUAUACUGUGUUUUUGACCACAGGGCAUCCAGGUAUUGUACAGCAGAAUUUCAAUCAUGUUCAUUUCAGACAACUUUACUAAUCAAUGUAAACAAAUAUCUGUGUUCAUAUUUAAACUUUGAAUGCAUGUUAACAGAUCAAAAUUAAUGAGCAAUUCAUGUUUCAGCAGCACAUUUCACAGUGCUUUCCUCAGAUGUGUUAACGUCCAUCAUUAUCCACUGCAAAGCUGAAAAAUUUGAUGUUAGUCCAUAGUGGAAUACUGAGAUGCAAGUGCGAGCGAUUUCGUUGACAUUGAUAUAGGGUGUUGUCAGCUACCUCUGUUAAGUCAAUAUCAUUAUAUUAUGUAGCGUGAAAGUCAAGCUGAUACCGAAAAACAAGGAAGGGAUCGUCUCAAUAAACUGUUUCCAUUUUUUGACCAGUAAAAGUUCCACAAAGUAGUUUAUAAAAAUCGGUUUUGAAGGUGCCUUUGAUCCAGACUGGCAUUUGUUUUCUACAUCUUUGCGUAAACAUUUUAAUGGAUAAAUUGGGUGACUUUGAUUCUAGGAAUAAAUGUAUACAGAAAUUGUUCAACGUGUUCUCUGCAAGUGACCUUUGACCUUCACUGCAAGUUCUUUGAUUUGCAUAUUCUUUUCUCUCAUUGCAAAGAAACUGUUUUUUUAGAAGAAUAGAUAUAUUCAAAUUAGUUGUACUUUCCAGCGAUUUUUGUAUUCUACAAACUUACCAAAAGUUCACUGUACUGUUGAAAAUUUCACCAUCCCCCCAAUAGUUUCUGUAUUUUUGUUUAUUAGAGAUUUACUAGUGGUACAGUUUUGUUACCUAAUUUUGUUUGCAGCAAUCUUUUGUGUAGAUAAAUAAAAAUGUGAGGACGAGCACAGAUGUA